This is a messenger RNA of Zychaea mexicana, 1590 nucleotides long. Its product is annotated as heterotrimeric G-protein alpha subunit, GPA3-like protein. The transcript is spliced from 9 exons. The record is from RefSeq and is a predicted model, not a curated record. Gene Ontology annotation, cellular component: heterotrimeric G-protein complex. Gene Ontology annotation, biological process: adenylate cyclase-activating G protein-coupled receptor signaling pathway. Gene Ontology annotation, molecular function: GTPase activity; G protein-coupled receptor binding; G-protein beta/gamma-subunit complex binding. Lineage: Eukaryota; Fungi; Mucoromycota; Mucoromycetes; Mucorales; Lichtheimiaceae. Bases 278 to 1342 code for a protein of 354 amino acids.
CCUCUCCAUUCUGCCCUGAGCUGCUCACACCCCCGCCCCAAAUGCUCCUCCUAGCUUUUUUGUUGCUUCUAUCCCUUUAAAAAAUCGCCCAAAAAAGUUAACCAUGGAUUGUCUUCGCUUUUCCUCCUUGACGUACUUUUGUCUUCCUCUUUCAAGUCUCUCUUUCCUCUAGCAAACUCUUUUCAAGUCCACUCCUUUUAUCUCACACACCGCAGCUGCUCAUUGACUUGUUCAUUCAUCGUCAACCACACACUCAUUGUAAAAUCACACAAACGAAAUGGGCUUAUGUGUAUCCUCAGACGAAAAGACGGAGAAAGACCGCAGCCAAAACAUUGAUCGCAUGCUCGAAGAAGACUUUCGAAAGCUUAAGCGAGAGUGCAAAAUUCUGCUACUAGGCAGUGGAGAGUCUGGCAAGUCAACGAUUGUCAAGCAAAUGAAGAUCAUCCAUCAGAAUGGUUACACCACCGAUGAAUUGAUGGCAUGGCGCACAGCUGUCUACAAAAAUUUGAUCGAGUCCGCUCUUGCAUUGAUCGCUGGUGUUCGCAAAUUCGACUAUUCUUUCGAGGAGGAAAAAAAUGAAUAUAAUGCGCAACAGAUCAUGGAAUAUAAACUACACAACAACAGCGACAAGCCCAUCUGUCCCGACAUUGCAGCAGCUGUUGCAUGCAUUUGGAAGGAUGCGGUAGUAACGCGUCUUCUAGAUAAAGAGGGAACAGAUUUCUAUAUGAUGGAUUCGGCAUCUUACUUUUUUGAGGAAGCGAAUCGGAUAGGUGAGCCUGAUUACGUACCUAACGUGCAGGACGUGCUACGUGCGCGAUGCAAGACCACAGGCAUAACGGAGACCCGAUUCAAAAUGGGACAGUUGAAUAUCCACAUGUUUGAUGUCGGUGGCCAACGUUCGGAACGUAAAAAAUGGAUCCAUUGCUUUGAGGCAGUAACCUCCAUUAUAUUUUGCGUUUCCCUGAGCGAGUACGAUCAGGUUUUGCUUGAAGAAUCUCGCCAGAAUCGAAUGAUGGAAAGUUUGGUCCUCUUUGAGUCAGUCAUCAAUAGCCGAUGGUUUUUACGAACAUCGAUCAUCCUCUUUUUGAACAAAAUUGACGUAUUCAAGAACAAAUUGCCAAAAAUACCAUUGGAGAAGUAUUUCCCCGAUUACGGAGGUGGCCAGGAUAUCAAUAAGGCUGCCAAGUAUAUCCUUUGGCGAUUCAACCAGACCAAUCGAGCCAAGCUUCAUAUAUUUCCUCACCUUACGCAAGCAACUGAUACACCCAAUAUCCGCCUCGUCUUCUCUGCCAUUACUGAUACCAUUUUAAGAAACGCAUUGAAAGAUUCAGGAAUCUUGUAAACAAACUUCUACAGCGUUUUCUUCUACAUAUACAUCCAUACAUACACUCGUCGUACAAAUUAUAAUUAUCAUCAUUUUCCUUAUACACUCGUGCAACAGCAAUCUAUACAUUAAAAAGGCAUACAUCAUCCCUCCACACUCACAAACUCACCUUCCCAUUUUCUGCAUUUUCAAAUCAUGUGUUCGCAUAGAACUCCACCUUUUGUGAUAUUUUAAUUAUAAUUACUUCUACCAUUAAAAAACUUCUG